AUGUCAAAGGAGUCACUUGCAGCAGCAGCAGCAGCAGGUGCUGCACUUGCAGCAGCAGCAGCAGCAGAAUCUGCUGCUGCUUCUGCAACGAAUUGGCUGCUCGCUACUGACGUGCUGUUGGGGCCCAAAGCAUCCAAACGGUUCAGCAGCUCCAGGGCAUACUGCAGCAGCAACAGCAGCAACAGCAGCAGCAGCAAUGCAUGGAGCAGCAGCAACGAAGACAACAGCUGCAGCCUCUGCAGCAGCAGCCCACAGCUGGGCUCGCAGCACAUGAGACAAAGGGCUGCAGCUAGCAGCAAAUGCAGCAAGCCCAUGCAAAAGCAGCAGCACAUGCAGCAGCAGCACCAGAGACAGCAGCAGCAGCACCAACAGCAGCAGCACCACAAUAUUCCCAGUGGGAAACCCACUCAGCAGCGGCAAGAGAUAGAAGCAGCAGCAGAAGCAACAGCAGCAGCAGCAGCAGCAGCAGCCGGAGCAGAGUUGACCCCCAGGAGCCACGCAACGCAGCGGCAGCAACAGCAACAGAAACCACAGCAGCAGCAACAACAAGACACGCCGCAGCAGCAGCUGCAGCAGCAGCAGCUGACGCUGUUGAAAUGCCUCGAGAAGCCGCUGAGCUGCUCCCUGCUGCAGCAGCUGCUGGCGCUGCGCCUCUGA
Messenger RNA from Eimeria tenella, 657 nucleotides. RefSeq lists its product as uncharacterized. The coding region runs from base 1 to 657 and encodes 218 amino acids. The record is from RefSeq and is a predicted model, not a curated record. Lineage: Eukaryota; Apicomplexa; Conoidasida; Eucoccidiorida; Eimeriidae. The transcript is spliced from 2 exons.